AUGACAACUGCAACUGAAAAGAAAGAGCAUGAAACGAAGAACUCAAUGAUAGGAAAAUCAACUUUUUUUGAGACAUUUCAAGACCAAAUCACUGUUGAACCCAUCAAAGAGACGAAUCAUAAGGCCACAAUGUGCACUGUGGGAAAACGAGGGAUUGGGAGUAAGUACAGUUCUGUUUAA
This is a messenger RNA of Dovyalis caffra, 180 nucleotides long. The record is from the annotation of a GenBank genome assembly. Lineage: Eukaryota; Viridiplantae; Streptophyta; Magnoliopsida; Malpighiales; Salicaceae.